Molecule: messenger RNA, 2400 nt
Organism: Panthera uncia (snow leopard)
Lineage: Eukaryota; Metazoa; Chordata; Mammalia; Carnivora; Felidae
Gene: ADAM2
Product: ADAM metallopeptidase domain 2
Exons: 20
Coding region: 176-2374 (732 amino acids)
Biological process (GO): binding of sperm to zona pellucida; cell adhesion; proteolysis
Cellular component (GO): plasma membrane
Molecular function (GO): metalloendopeptidase activity
Source: RefSeq, a predicted model, not a curated record
UAGGAGCCAAAACCGCCCACAUUCAACAGUACACCGCACCCAUCCUCUCCACUCUGCUCUCACGGUGGACUAUCUCUUGCAAGGUGCGCGGCCAGGAGGGGUCCCCUCGCGCUCCCAACUGUCCUUUACGCAAGCCAACUGCCAUUAUUCGGACUGGCAUCCAGGACAUGAAGCCAUGUUGUGCCUUCUGCUGCUUCUCAUCGGGCUCAUCGGGCUCCAGACAGACAAUAAUUCUGAAAGACUACGUGUGCAAAUUACAAUACCGGAGAAAAUACGGUCAACAUUAAGUGGAGGAAUUGAAUCCCAUGUGUCCUACAACAUUGUAAUUGAAGGGAAAACAUACACCGUGAACCUAAUGCAAAAGGCUUUUUUACCUCAUAAUUUUAGAGUUUAUGGUUAUAAUGGCACAGGAAGUAUGAAGCCUCUUGAACAACAGUUUCAGAAUUUUUGCUACUACCGAGGGUUUAUUGAAGGUUAUCCAAAUUCUAUGGUGACCAUUAGCACAUGUGCUGGACUCAGGGGUUUACUACAGUUUGAAAAUGUGAGUUAUGGGAUUGAGCCCUUGGAGCCUUCAAUAGGUUUUGAACAUGUGAUUUAUGAAGUAAAACAUAAGCAUAAAGGUGUUUCUUUAUAUGCUGAGAAGGGUAUUGAAUCAAGAGAAAUGCCCUAUAAAAUACAAAGUAUAGAGCCACUCUCAGAGUUCUCUCAGUAUAUAGAAAUGCAUGUUGUAGUUGAAAAAAAUUUGUACAAUCAUAUGGGUUCUGAUACUAUUGUUGUCACUCAAAAAAUCUUCCAGUUGAUUGGACUGACCAAUGCUAUUUUUACAUCAUUUAAUAUUACAAUAAUUCUCUCUUCAUUGGAACUUUGGAUAGAUGAAAAUAAAAUCCCAGUAACUGGAGAUGCUAAUGAAUUAUUACACAGAUUUUUAAAGUGGAAAAGAUCUUAUCUUGUUUUGCGUCCACAUGAUGUGGCAUUUUUACUUGUUUACAGAGAAAAACCAAAUUAUGUUGGUGCAACCUUUCAAGGGAAGAUGUGUGAUAACCAGUAUGGAGGCAGUGUUGCUCUGCAUCCCAGAGCCAUAAGUCUGGAAUCACUUGCAGUUAUUAUAGCUCAAUUACUGAGCCUUAGUAUGGGAAUAGCUUAUGAUGACAUUAACAAAUGCCAGUGCUUAGGAGCUGUCUGCAUAAUGAACCCAGAAGCAAUUGGUGUGAAGAUCUUUAGUAACUGCAGCAUGGAGGAUUUUGCAAAUUUUAUUUCAAAGCCAAAGUCUCAAUGUCUUCAAAAUCAGCCACGCUUAGACCCAUCAUACAAAUCUGUGGUUUGUGGUAAUGGACAAGUGGAACAAGGAGAACAGUGUGACUGUGGGAGUGCAGAGGAUUGUGCUGCUAACUUAAACUCAUGUUGUGAUCAUACCACAUGUACAUUAAUAGUUGGUUCAACUUGUGAUAUGGGUGAAUGCUGUAAAAAUUGUCAAUAUUUGGCAAAAGGAGAAAUAUGUAGACCUUCCUCUGAUGAAUGUGAUCUCCCUGAAUAUUGCAAUGGAUCAUCUGCAACAUGUCAAGAUAACUUUUUUAUUCAGAAUGGGCAUCCAUGUGGAGAGAAUCAAUGGCUUUGUCUGAAUGGAAGUUGUAUAAGUGGGAUAAAACAGUGUGUGGAUUUAUUUGGUGAAGGUGCAGAUUUUGGUCCUGAAGAGUGUUAUGCUCACCUUAAUUCUAAGACCGAUCAAUCUGGGAACUGUGGUUCAGGUCCUUCAGGAUACAUACAGUGUAAAACUAAGGAUCUGCAGUGUGGAAAAUUAAUAUGUGAAUAUAAAAAAGAAGAAAUAAUUAAUAUUCCAAAUGCCACUGCUGUUUAUGCCAACAUAAAUGGACACAUCUGCAUUGCAUUGGAUUUUCCACAUGAUUUUAUAAUUAGCAAAAAGAUGUGGGUAAAAGAAGGAACUGUUUGUGGUAAUAAUAAGGUUUGCAAGAAUAAAGAAUGUGUAGAUGCUGGAUAUUUGAAUUAUGAUUGUACUCCAGGAAAAUGCAAUGAACGUGGUGUAUGCAAUAAUAAAAAGAACUGUCACUGUAACCCUUCAUAUUUGCCUCCUAAUUGUGAAACUAGUGAUGAUGCAUGGACUGGUGGGAGUGUUGACAGUGGAAAUUUUCCGCCUCAAGUAGCUGCUGGCCUUGACAGUUCUGAAAGAUGCUACAUUGAAAAUGCUUAUCAUUCCAAACCUACAAGAUGGCCAUUUUUCCUACUCAUUCCUUUUUUCAUUAUUCUCUGUUUACUGAUUGCCGCACUGGUAAAAGUUUAUUUCCAAAGAAACAAAUGGAGAACUGAGGAGUAUACAAGCGAUGAGCAACUUGAAAGUGAGAGUGAACCUAGGGAGUAGCCAGGAAAACAAUCCAUCAUAUCACA